CGUAGCAGGAUAGGACUCGGGGAAGAGCUUGCUCAUACCCACACACUCCCAGGUUUCUCUCUCGCCGGCGAAUAUCUCAGGUGCGUUUCCGGUCACAUUUUCGUCUUCAUAUCAGGAGCUUCACUAUUCGGCGCUUCCUCAGGCGAUGUUCAUUCCUUCUUUCUUUGUCUCUCCGGUUGUGUUUUUUCCCCCCAAUCUUUUGUCUUGCUGGUGUUGUUCAUCACAUUGUCAGAUUCUAUUUCUUCUAUUUGUUCUUACAGGUUGUGGUUGUUCACAAUUAUCAAAUCACACUUCAGACUCUAUUUGCUCUCUGCUGCCUCCAGUCACUUCUCAGGACAUGGCUUGUCAAGUGAGAUGUAUGAUUCCGCAGCCAGGAUUAUCAACUUCAGAGAAUGAAUGCCCUGAUAAAUCCUGUAUAAGUGUUGCAACUUACAGAAUCCAAAGCUGGUGCAGUGAGCCAAGCUUUUCUGGACAAGCUCUAAAAGUCGGCACCACAUCAUUUGUGCAUGGCUGUUUCCUGGUAAGAAGGUUGGGAUGGAAAAUAGCCUUUGCCCUGAACACAGGUGGAGUGCCAGGUAAUGGCGAACAACAAAGCCUCAAUGAUGCUAGUUCCGGUUUUGGCAGCACACGAUUGGGUAGGAUUCUGACAGCAGGUGGCGGACAACUACUAGAAAAACUGAACUCAGCCAGAAAGAAUUUCCCUAUGAAGAUAUUCCUGCUUCUUCUAGGUUUCUACACAGCAAAUGCACUGGCUACAAUCCUUGGGCAGACCGGCGACUGGGAUGUUCUGGUUGCCGGUGUUGUGGUGGCUGCAAUUGAGGGGAUUGGCGUGCUCAUGUACAGAAAACCUUCUACCAUGAGGACUGGGAGGUUGCAAUCUUUUGUGACGAUGAUGAACUUCUGGAAAGCUGGAGUGUGCUUAGGUCUCUUUGUGGAUGCUUUCAAGUUAGGCAGCUAAAGAUUCCCAAAGCUUGUCUCUCGCCUUCUAAUUUACCGUUGCAUCAUAUAGUAGCCUAAUGCAGCAUCUUCAUUCAUGAAUCUAUGGUAAGCCUCAAGUUUGGCCCCAUUUCUCCUCUAUUUGCCUAGUUUUAUAUAUGGUGUACAUUUAUUGUAACAUAUGAAUACAAAUUAUAAGACGUUUGCUUAAUAAAUGUGAAGUACAUCAAACACGAAGGAUGAGUUAUUA
Prosopis cineraria is the source of this 1186-nucleotide messenger RNA. Its product is annotated as ycf20-like protein. The transcript is spliced from 3 exons. The coding region runs from base 146 to 958 and encodes 270 amino acids. The record is from RefSeq and is a predicted model, not a curated record. Lineage: Eukaryota; Viridiplantae; Streptophyta; Magnoliopsida; Fabales; Fabaceae.